Molecule: messenger RNA, 483 nt
Organism: Psilocybe cubensis
Lineage: Eukaryota; Fungi; Basidiomycota; Agaricomycetes; Agaricales; Agrocybaceae
Exons: 4
Coding region: 1-483 (160 amino acids)
Cellular component (GO): post-mRNA release spliceosomal complex; U2-type spliceosomal complex
Source: RefSeq, a predicted model, not a curated record
AUGUCCCUCCAAGAGGCUUCCGAGGCUCGAAAGGCGCGUCUCAUAGCGUUGCGCAAAAGAAAGGCAGGAGAACUAGUAGAUGAGAAUGGAGCUGUUGAGCCCCUCAUAAAGAACCGGAAUUUUGACCCCGAGUCACGGGCAUUAAAGAAGCAUACCCGAGAAGACAUUAUCAUGGAAGACACUGUCGAACACCAAGUUAAAGGUCUUGCAGAACAGAUUAUUGCUGAUGAUGAGAAACGAAGAGCUCAGGAACUCGAUGUGUUCAAUAUCGCUCCAAAACGACCGAACUGGGAUCUGAAGCGUGAGACAGAGAAAAAGCUGGCGAAGCUGGAAAGACGAACACAAGAAGCAAUACACACCCUUAUUCAAACAGGACAGCGGCUAGCUGCUCAAAAGGGUGACUCUGAUGACUUGGUUGGAGCCAUGAAAGCUCAAGAAAGACAGAAUGCCUCAGAAUCUCUAUCAGAUGACGAGGACGACUAG